Corapipo altera (White-ruffed manakin) is the source of this 9768-nucleotide messenger RNA. RefSeq names its product 3'-5' RNA helicase YTHDC2. Lineage: Eukaryota; Metazoa; Chordata; Aves; Passeriformes; Pipridae. Gene Ontology annotation, molecular function: protein binding; RNA binding; ATP binding. The transcript has 30 exons. Gene Ontology annotation, cellular component: intracellular anatomical structure. Bases 33 to 4313 code for a protein of 1426 amino acids. The record is from RefSeq and is a predicted model, not a curated record.
CCGCCGCGGAGCCCCCUGCCCGCCGCGGAGCCAUGUCGCGGCCCAGGCACGUCCCGCCCAGGCAGCCCGGGAGGGGCGCGGGGGGCUCGGGCACCGCCGCGGCGGCGGCCCGCGUCCGAGGCGGCAAAGGUCUGAGGGAUGUCCGCGUGGACGAGGAGGUGGAGAUCGCGGUGAACCUCGCUCUGGAGCGGUUCCGCUACGGAGAGGACACAGAAAUGGAAUUUCCCUCUUCUUUCACUAGUACUGAAAGAGCGUUUGUUCACCGGCUCUGUCAGUCUCUUGGACUGAUAUCUAAAAGUAAAGGAAAAGGGGCAAAUCGAUACCUAACUGUAAGGAAAAAGGAUGGAUCAGAACUAAAACGUGCAGUAAUGACUUGUGCCUUGACUCCUGUUACAAAACAUGCUGUUUGUACUUUAAUUCGGAAUUUUCCUGUCACAAAUAAAGAACGAACAGAACUUCUGCCAAAGACAGAGCGAGGAAAUGUGUGUGCUGUUGAAUCUGAGAGCAGAGAAGUGAUUAAGACAAGUGGACGACUUAAUGAUGGUAUACCCCAGGUUCCAGUGAAAAGAGGAGAAUCAGACUUUGAUUCCUUCAGGCAAUCACUACCAGUUUUUGAAAAACAGGAAGAAAUUGUCAAAAUAAUAAAGGACAAUAAAGUUGUUUUGAUUGUAGGAGAAACAGGAUCAGGAAAAACUACUCAAAUCCCUCAGUUUAUUCUUGACGACUGUUACAAAACUGGAACUCCCUGUCGUAUAUUUUGCACUCAGCCAAGACGUUUGGCAGCACUUGCUGUGGCUGAAAGAGUGGCAGCAGAAAGAAGAGAAAAGAUUGGCCAGACCAUUGGUUAUCAGAUCCGAUUAGAAAGCAGGGUUUCUCCAAAGACAUUGGUAACAUUUUGCACUAAUGGCAUCCUGCUUCGCACGCUCAUGGCAGGAGACAGCACCCUGUCUAAUGUGACACAUGUUAUUGUGGAUGAAGUACAUGAGAGGGAUAGGUUCAGUGACUUCUUGUUAAUAAAACUGAGAGAUGUGUUGCAAACCCAGACUAAUUUAAAACUCAUUAUUUCUAGUGCAGCUCUAGAUGCAAAUCUCUUUAUUAGGUAUUUUGGAUGUUGUCCAGUAAUACACAUCCAAGGAAGACCUUUUGAAGUUAAAGAAAUGUUUUUGGAGGACAUUUUACGAAGUACUGGGUAUACAAACAAAGAGAUGAUAAAGUACAAAAAAGAGAAGCAGCAAGAAGAGAAGCAGCAAAGCUCUCUUACUGAAUGGUGUUCUGCUCAAGAAAAUAAUAGCACACUAGAACCUCAGAGACAAAAAUCUGUCCCAAGGGCAACGGAAGAGUGUAAUCUGUUGGGUGAUGGCGGUGACACAGUAUUUAAUCAACUGGCUGAAAAAGAUGUGAAUUGCCUUGAACCAUGGCUAAUAAAAGAAAUGGAUUCUUGUCUUUCUGACAUCUGGUUGCAUAAAGAUAUUGAUUCCUUUGCUCAGGUGUUCCACCUCAUUUUAACUGAAAAUCUCAGCGUUGAUUAUAGACACAGUGAAACCAGUGCGACUGCACUAAUGAUUGCUGCAGGGAGAGGCUUUUUGAAUCAAGUAGAACAACUGAUCAGUAUGGGAGCAAGUAUCCACUGCAGAUCAUCUAAUGGCUGGAUGGCUGUGGACUGGGCUAAGCGCUUUGGACAGACAGAGGUUGUUGACCUGUUGGAAUCCUACAGUGCUUCAGCAGGAUUUGGAAAUUUGGAUGAAAGUUCCCUGGUCCAAACAAGUGGUAGUGACCUUAGUGCAGAGGACAGAGAGCUAUUGACAGCUUAUCAUCACAGUUCUGAUGAUGAAAAAGUGGAUCUGGACCUGAUUAUGCACUUACUUUAUAACAUCUGUAAUAGUUGUGAGCCUGGAGCAAUUUUAGUAUUUCUUCCUGGAUACGAUGAGAUAGUGAGCCUGAGGGACCGUAUUCUUUAUGAUGACAGGAGGUUUGCUGAUAAUGCUCACAGGUACCAGGUUUUCAUGCUUCAUUCAAAUAUGCAGACUUUGGAUCAGAAGAAAGUGCUUAAAAGUCCACCUUCUGGUGUCCGCAAAAUAAUUCUUUCUACAAAUAUUGCAGAAACCAGCAUAACAGUCAAUGAUGUUGUAUUUGUUAUUGACUCAGGCAAGGUGAAAGAGAAGUCUUUUGAUGCACUAAGUUGUGUUACAAUGCUAAAGAUGGUGUGGAUUUCAAAAGCCAGUGCUAUCCAGAGAAAAGGCAGGGCUGGUCGCUGUCAGCCUGGAGUCUGUUUUCGUCUCUUCAGCAGGCUCCGAUUUCAGAAUAUGUUGGAAUUUCAGACUCCAGAACUUCUAAGAAUGCCACUUCAGGAGCUUUGUUUGCACACAAAACUUCUGGCUCCUAUUAAUUGUUCAGUUGUUGACUUUCUUAUGAAAGCUCCUGAUCCUCCACCAGCUUUAAUUGUGAGAAAUGCUCUGCAAAUGCUCAAGACUAUAGAUGCCAUGGACCCUUGGGAAGAUCUCACUGAACUUGGUUAUCAUCUCACUGAACUGCCGGUAGAGCCACACCUUGGUAAAAUGGUGUUGUGUGCCGUAGCUUUGAAGUGCCUGGAUCCUGUUCUUACCAUUGCUUGUGCUCUUGCCUACCGAGACCCCUUUGUCCUUCCUGCACUGGCCUCUCAAAAGCGUGCAGCCAUGCUCUGCAGGAAACGUUUUACUGCAGGAACAUUUAGUGACCAUAUGGUGCUUCUCAGGGCUUUCCAGGCGUGGCAGAAAGCACGCAGUGAUGGCUGGGAGAGAGCCUUCUGUGAAAAGAACUUCCUGUCUCAAGCCACAAUGGAAAUCAUUGUAGGAAUGAGAACGCAGUUGCUUGGCCAGCUUAGGGCCUCAGGUUUUGUUAGAGCCAGAGGAGGAGCUGAUAUCAGAGAUGUUAAUACUAACUCUGAAAACUGGGCUGUAGUUAAAGCUGCCCUAGUGGCUGGGAUGUAUCCCAAUCUUGUGCAUGUAGACAGAGAAAGCCUGGUUUUGACUGGACCAAAGGAGAAGAAAGUGCGAUUUCAUCCUACCUCUGUGCUUAGUCAAACUCAGUAUAAAAAGAUUCCCCCAGCAAAUGGCCAAACUGCAGCUGUUCAGGCACUCCCAACAGACUGGCUUAUAUAUGACGAAAUGACGAGAGCUCACAGGAUAGCGAACAUCAGGUGCUGUUCUGUGGUAACACCUGUCACUGUGGCACUCUUCUGUGGACCAGCUAGAUUACCAAGUAAUGCUUUGCAGACAUCUUCAUCCUUUCGAGGGGGUGGGGUAUCUAAUGAGAGCAGUGACAGUGAGAUGGAGGACAAAACUGCUAAUUUAUCACUACUGAAGCUAGAUGAGUGGCUCCAUCUCAGACUGGACCCUGAAGCUGCUGAUUUGCUGUUGCAACUUAGACAGAAGUGGCAUAGCUUAUUUCUGCGUCAUAUGAGAGCUCCUUCAAAGUCGUGGUCUCAGGCUGAUGAAGCAACUGUAAGAACAAUUGUAGCUGUUUUAACUGCUGAAGAACAGUCUGCAGGUUUGCAGCAGCCUUCAGGAAUUGGUCAGAGACCAAGACCUGUGGCUUCUGAAGAACUUCCUUUAGCAUCUACACGGAGGUCAGGCAACAGCAGAAAAAGUGCAGCAGAAACUGAAUUCUCUGACUCCUCUAAUGCUGAAAAAGUUUUAAUGAAAUCUACACCUCCUGCACUUCACCAGGCAAAGAAGUACAAACGAAAAAAUAUUUUACACUCCAAACAAACUUCAGAUGACAGGUCAGAUCGAUCAUCAGUGAAAUCUGCAGACAGCAGUAGCUAUCCUAGCCCUUGUGCUAGUCCUUGUUCUCCAAUAUCUGGAAAGUAUUCCAAAUCUCCUUCACCAAGACAAAAUAUGCCAGUUCGGUACUUUAUAAUGAAAAGUAGCAACUUGCAGAACAUUGAUAUUUCUCAACAGAAGGGUAUAUGGUCCACUACACCAAGUAAUGAGCGAAAACUGAAUGGAGCCUUUUGGGAGAGCAGCAUGGUUUACUUAAUAUUUUCUGUUCAAGGGUCUGGACACUUUCAGGGUUUUGCUAGAAUGGAUUCAGCAGUAGGGUAUGAGAAAAGUCAAGACUGGGGAUCUACUGGUUUUGGAGGUGUAUUUAAGGUGGAGUGGAUCCGAAAAGAAAGCAUUCCUUUUCAGUUUGCACACCAUUUGCUCAACCCUUGGAAUGACAAUAAGAAAGUACAAAUAAGCAGAGAUGGCCAGGAGCUGGAACCACAAGUUGGAGAGCAGUUGCUGCAGCUUUGGGACCAUAUUCCUUCAGCAGGAAAAAACUCAACUGAUUAAGCAUGUCAGAUAAUGUGAUGGAGCUGUGGUUGUUGGAACAUCAGCUCUAACCACAAGAACCAGCAAUGUGUCUACAAUAUAAAGAUGAGGAAGAACGUGGCACAACAGAUUCCUUCCUGAAGCUGCUAGUCAUACUGUGCAGCUAGAGUGGAAAAAUAAGAGGGAAUUAUGUUGGUUUCAGUGUUUCCUUGUCUUAACAAGUGUCAAUAACAUUAUCCACCAAUCUGUUUUUGACUGAAUUAUUUUUUCUACAGUAGCAUCCAGUAGAUAUUUAAAAACAUGGUAAAGUUCAACUGAUUUUGAAACAAUGCAACACCUGUAAGUUAUUCUUGGGUUUAAAGUAGCUCAGCAGACUGUUUAAACAUGUAGUUCACAUUUAAAGACUUCUCCAGUAAAAUCCAGUAAAAUAUGUGAAAGAAACAAGUGUAAUGUUAAUUAACCAAUCUUGCAGUUUGCGUAAAAGAAAUAAAUUGAGAAUACAUGGCUCCAAAUAGAUUAGAGGAUUCCAUAAGUGUUUGUAUGGCAGUGCAAAUUUCUAUAUGACAGUGCAAGAGAGCAGGAUAUAUUCAUACAAACACUUAGACAGCUGGAGAAUAUUACUUUUUAAUUUAAAUUCAUGAGACUUGAGUGUGGGUUAGUCCAGUAGUGUUUCCAGUUUCAAAUAUUUUUUGCCUUUAAGAAGUACUCACACUUGGAUAAGCUGGAACAGUCUUUCAGAGGCCUGUUGCCAAAUGGCGGUCUAAUAGUUCACUAACUUGGGCAUUAUUAGAAGAUUUUUACUUCUUUUAUAAAAAAUAAAAAAUAAUUAGCAGUACCACUUCUGUCAUCUUUCAGUGUAAUUCAUGCUUCCUUUCUAUACCUUGUCUUUCAAGUUCUUUUCUUUCUUCCAUACUACUGUUGUUUUGCUUUAUUUCACUUUUCCGUAGUCUUUAACAUACUGUACUAUAAGGCUGGUAUAAAUACAGUCUGUUUAUUGUCAGCACUAUGUUUGUGGUCAUUCUCAGGUUAAGAGCUUUUUCUGCUCCUGAGCUGCUACUUAGUUUCUCACAGGAUAUUCUCACAAAUUUACCCUGUAUAUUUGUUCUUACAUUCUGUGUAGUGACUUCCAUACGUAAACUGUCGGUUUUAGUAGGUUUACUGCCAAGACUAGCAGGGUCUGUGUAAUGCUGUAAUGCCUAAUGCAGUGUUUCUGGAGAUGGUGCACACAAGGGAGCUCUGAGGCUCGUGUUACCUUAUACAGUACUUGCAGACCUGUGCCCACAAAGAAAUCUGGGGUGUAUUGCCCUGUAUAGGAUUACGGGUCCCCAUGCACUGCAAGGACAGAGCUGGCACAGAAGGAGAGCAGGGGCAGGCGUAGUGUUUGGUUAAGGAGCCUGAAGAGGGCUUCUGCGGCUUGAUGAUAAGAACAGUCCAGCCAAGGACUUUGCAUUCCUCAAGGGCAUUGUCUGAUGAGGUAGGUCUCUUGUUUGGAGAAGAGAUUGUGCCCUGCUACCUGAGUCACAGCCACAGUCAUGUAAUUUUUGGCAUGCCCAGAUGUUAUGUCUCACCCAGUCUUGAAGGAUUAUUUGACUUGCUCUUGUAACAACCCAGGUAAUUGUACUACCGAUCUGUAUUUUUGCCAGUACUGUUUUUUGGAGAUGGACUGUUUGUCCCUGAAGCUGUUGGUCUGGUGUUUGUAACCGUAUUCUGUAACUUGGCACGGCUGCCUUAAGCCCUUACACUCUGGUGUUAGAAGUCGGAUGUGAUACACUGCAUCAUGGGCAGCCCUGACCCUGUAGCAGGUGCCUCAGUUUGAUUACUUCGGGACUUUGCCAUGCCCAUGCAUGUCAGACUCUACUUUGAUUAGAGCAAGUCAGAUGGAUGGAAACACAAAGGAGAGUUCCCCUUAUAUCUUUUAGAGAUACUGAGCAGGACUUGAAGCAAUGCAGUUUACUACUUACAAAAAGAUCCAUCCCUUACCCAGCAAGACCCUGGGGCUGUGAUAGAGGAGAAGGCUUUAGCCCCUGUCUGUGUUAAAAGCCAUCAGACUAAUGUGGGGAGUAAUGCGUGAUCCUCCAGGUAACAGUAUCUGCCUGUGAAACAUUUGAUCAUUGUCUGGAGGCUGUGGAAAAGGAACUUUCUUUAUGUAGAGUCCCAGAAGACAGGAAUAAUACUUCAUCUGAUUCAGGUUCAGACAAUGCUGUGUCAAGUUCCUCCCAAAUGGAGGACUUGGUAAUCUAACCAGUUGUUAAAACAGAAUGUGAUGCUUGACAGGUACCACUAUAUGCUCUUUCACAAGCACUGAUGUAACCGAACUAAGCGGAUGCUGUCACAAAUCUGUUACUGUAAACUAUUUAAGCUGGCUGGCAAAUAUGUUAUACAGCAGAUGGAGGACACCAUUUGAGUUUCAGACUGGAAAGCCUGGAGUCUCACUUUGGGAUCUGGGAUCCAACUACAGUUUCCAGCAGGAAGUGCAGAUACUCUCUUCCAGGCGGCACUAGGACAUGUUCAGAGAAGUACCCCAAAAUGAUUGAGGACCCCUGGGCCAGUCCCACAGAUUUGGACUGAGUUUGGCCAGGGUGGUCAUCAGUCAUGCUUUAGAAGUAGCACCUAUGGCAGAGGAACAUUGUGUGGACAUUGUCCCACCUGUUCCUUAAGUGCCUGCUAAUCAAAAAAGGUCCUGGUCCACUUGGAGCACAUUUCAAUAGGCACUGGCCCUACAGGCACAGGAACCAACCUCACAUGGGCUCAUCUCUUACAAAAGUUAGUGUCUGGAGAACAGAUCUAGUGGACUUUUCUUGAUGUUGCUGAAGCAUUUGAAUGUUCAUAAUUCUGCUUGCUUUUAAAUGAUUUGAAAGAAAAAGCUUUGAGAAGCUUCCCUCUGAUCUCUCUCAUUGGAUGAUUACUGUUAUGGCGACCUUGCAGAGAGACUCCUUUAUUUUCUGCACUGUCAUCCAUACAAAUUUAGUAGGUUUCAUCUAGUAGAAAUAAGGACAUCUUUAUGGCUAGCCAUCACUUCAGUUAAAUUGUUGCAAAAUGUCUGUACAGUUAUUUCACUAUGGAGCAAUUAUUUCCCCAUAGUUCUUUCUGCAGAAUCCUCUGCUCUGGUUUCAUGUUGUGACUGUAAGACCACAGCUUUGAAUGUUUUGGAAAACCACUCCUUACAGCCGUCAAGCACCUUCUGGUUUCCUAACCUUGUGUAUUGACAUUCUUUGUUUUCACUUUGUAUCACCUGGGUCCCCAAGGAGACAGAUCUUGGUAACCAUGUGUCUGAUAUUACCUACAGUAUCAUCCCUGGAAGAACUUCAGGGCUGCACCUCUGUACUGGGAUUUUUAGGGACACCUCAUCUGGCUGAUCAUGGCUGAGUGUGAUUAAACUUGGUGAAGUGAAAACUAAAGCAGGAUGAAGGCCACAGAGGUGAAUGUAUCUGAAAAGACAAUUUUUAUCUAUGACGACAAAUGGGAGAAAUAGCCCAUCACCAUCUUCUGUGCAACAGUAAAAAUCCCAUCUUGGAGGUUGUAAGCCAGGAGUGAUUUACUCUGCUUUAAAGUAAAUGAAGUUCUUGCAAGCAAGACCAUUGCCCAUAAACACUGGAGUGAGGAGAAAGGAAACAUAAAUGGAGGACAACCAGAGGUUUGCAAAUUUUUUUCAUACAUGAAAACUUAGCAGUACUGAUUCAGGGCAAUUCUUGUCAUGUUCCUCAAUGCAGCAGGUAAGAUCUUUGCCAGUGGCUCAUGGGAAAACGCUGAGGUGUGCUGCCUUCUCUGGAACAUAAUUCUGAAAAUAGGUAAAAGUGGCAAGCUGUUUUGCCACAGACAGAAUUUGAUUCCUUUUGCUAGGAACAAAAGUAAGUUUGUUAAGUAUUUUUUAAGGGUUUUUUUUGUUAAAUAUUUUACUUUUAUAAAAAUCUUACAUUUCUGUUGGUUAUUUGUUGCAACUACUUAUUCCAAUAUUUGCUUUUUUAAAUUUUUUUUGCCACUAUUGAACUGGUAUAAUUUUUGCUCCAUCAUCCCAACAGCUAUAAAGACAUUUCCUCUGGUCCUUGUGGGUUUAUUUCCUACUGUGAGAUUUUUUGCAGUUUCUGUCAAAAUGAAAUCACAGCUCAUAACUGGCAGAUUUCUCUGAGCUGAUUGGAUCAGUCCAUAUUUACCCUGGGAUGCUUUGUCUUUAAAGUGAAUUAGAGUGGUUUCUGCAAUUACUAAUUUUCCCUCCUUUUUUUUCUCAUGUGGAGCUGAAGUGGUUGUCCCAGAGCAACCACUUUCUAGAUGUAUUCAGUCACUGUCUGAAUGACAUUAGCUGUUAAAAGAAAUUUUUGUCACUGGGCUCUCAUCUCCAUCUGUUGGAUGUAUUGGCACAGAUCAAUUAUGAUACCUAGUAGCUUGAUCUUGGUGCCUUAAAAGAGAGACCCCAUAAAAAGGAAUCCCUGGGCAAUUAUGCACUUGCAAUCUAAACUCCCCAUCCCUCAUGUGACAGUCCAGACCAACACCAUUAUUAGAGUCUGGGGUCUUUUUGCUCUUUGUUGCCUCACUGUUUUGUUACCAAGUGGUUGCUAUGUGAUCCCCUUCACAUCCUCUUAGGUUGGUUUUGGUAGGGGUCAGUUCUGUAGUCCAUGGUACAAUCUGAUUGUUGCAGUUCAUAGACUGUGAUCUCUGAGUUGUCUGGUCCAGCUAUUAAUUUUUAACUAAUAUUUGGGGGAUAACCAUGUCUAUUAUAACUGUUGUUAGUGUUCAUAUUGUUAGCUCCAGGUUUCACUAUGAUCUAUCUUUGACUUAGACAUAGUCAACAUAUAUAGUUUAGAUAAAGUUCAACUUGUGGCUUAACAAUUUUAGCUACUUCUGUCAAGCAAGCACUUAGCUACUUCCAAAUAAUACAAAAUUUUAAACAUUAGUAGUUUGUUUCCUGUUGCUCUACAUUUUUCUUCUAGCACUUAGCUGCACUGUUACCUUUCCUGUGGAUCGUGCUAUGUUGCUUUCAGCCUUCUCUCAGCUGUCUCUGUUGCAUCUUCUAACAGGUACCACGGGCCAGAAGGUGGGUGAUGCUGCUCUGGAUUAAAAGCUUUAUUUGUUGUUUUGAUUCUUUUGACAGAUGUUGAAAGGGUGUUGCCUAGAUCAAAAGUGUAAAUCUAGGUUUAAAGAAAAAUCAUGAAAGUAGACUGAGGGAAUACCCUCAGUAGAGAAUAAAAAUUAAGAGUCCUGAAGAUAUUAAAUAGCAUGCCCAUAAUUAAAUCAGGCAAUUCAGAAAGGUUGUAUUUUAUUUGUGUCAAGCCCAGAAGGAGUUUUAAUGCUAAUUUCAUACCUUGGGGAAUGUGAAAUCAUUAUUUUUUGCCUUGUGUUGUAUAGUGCAUAGCUCUGAGAUUCACAAGCUGAUCUUGUAAGUUUGCCUAUGUGAGUGGUCAUAUUGUAUUUGGUACUGUUGAUAUAUGAGCAAUGGUUGUAGCUCGAGGCUCUUAAAUAAUAUGCCACUUUGUUCUAUCCA